AUGAAACGUCAUCCUAAAAGUGCAAGGCCUCGGUCAAAGAGGUCAAGGAACAGGAAAUUAUCCAGAAAAUCGAUGUCGAUUUUGAAAUCAAAGAAGACAAGUUUAAAUGAUGAUUUGAAAACUUCCAGGAAUACUUCACGGAGAAGACUCAGGAAUAACACAGCUAUUAGGAUUGAUAUACCCAAGAAGUUAGAUAAUAUUGAAGUUAAUAUUUUGACUCCAUCGAAAGCAACGAAGACAGGCAAUUUCGAGAAGAAAGAGCGGAACUUUUCAUCUCGGGAUAAUAGUUUUCUGAACCCAGGAGUAUUUGGUUCCUGAAAGCCAAAUCAAAAAGUUAAACCUAAUAAAAAAUCUCAAAAUUUUCUUUUGGUUCCCACCAAGAUUCCUCAAAGGAAUGUCAAACAUCAAAUAGGAAACUUUCAUGGUCUAGAAUCUCCUGAAUCAACAGGACUAGAAGGACUCUUAAUGGCUAAGAAAAAGAGCUUAUUAGCCUCUCGGAGAGGAAUUAACUUGAAGAACAUUAGUUUCCAGCCUCCCCCAGAUCGUUUUAAGUCCAAUUUUCAACCAAUUUCUCCAAUGCUUGAGAAAAUGACUAAGCUUGCAAACAAGAUAAAAUAGAAAAACUGAAAAAGAGAAUACUCAGCUUAAUGAAGUUAGAAAUAAUGUGGACAAGAACAAGAAUCUCUCGAAAACUUUCACUAAAUGGGAAGUGAAAUGCUUAACCUCUCCUAAUACAAGACUGGCGAAGAGAUUUGCUAAUACUGAAAUUUUUAAGGCGCGGAAGAAGCUGAAUUGCUUAAAAGCUUACAGAAAAGCCCAAAAAGAAAAACUUGCUUCUCUUAAGCAAGAGCUCGAGCUUCUCCAAUUACAAACCCAAUAUCAAAACCCAGCUUCAAAACCACUUGUAAAUUGGUACUCCCCUGGAUUUGGCCAAUCAAACUCAAAAUUACCCAGAGAUGCAAAAGACCAGCUAUUUCUUACCCAAACAGCUUGGACUUCAAAAAGUAAUUUCAAUACUCAAACAUUUUGGCCGAUUUUUGUAGCUGAUAAAUACAAAAAGUGAUAAAACCUGCUGAAAUUCUUAAAAUGUGUAUAGACUUAUGGUGAGAAUUAGAGAUUUUAAUCAGGUUUGCCAACUGAUGGCUCCUUAAGAUAUC
Moneuplotes crassus is the source of this 1157-nucleotide messenger RNA. The record is from the annotation of a GenBank genome assembly. NCBI's taxonomy places the organism in Eukaryota, Ciliophora, Spirotrichea, Euplotida, Euplotidae.